CUAUCUGAGUGAAGGAUUGUACAGGUGGACGUACUCGUCAUAGGUCAGAGAGGCCUUCGCGCUCUCGUACCGGGUCACCUGGAGGCGCAAUCAAUCAACCACCGACACACACGAAGACAUCACGGAGGUGUGGGCGGUGAUUGGGCGGACACACACCUGCAAAGUGCUCAUCAUGGCGCCGUCGAUCGGCCCCCUAUACCCAGCCUUGCGAAUCUGCACACAGCACCCCACACACAGCACCACACACGCAGCACACGUGUGAUGCCGAGCCGUUUCCACACACACACACAUCGAUCAUCGGGCAUGCGAGCAGACAGACGUACCAGCUCACGAAUGGCGACUUCCUUGCUCAUGUUGUGCUCUAGCGGCACCUCAGGCAAAUACGUCGCUGACAACCUGCCAAUCGAAAUCGAUACACACGGUAGGUAUGCAUCUUGGUCUCUCUCUCUCUGUGGGUCGGUGGGUGGGUGGGUGGGUGUGUGGGUGUGUGUGCCUACAGGGCUCCAUUGUGCGGGUCGGGGAAGCGAAUCAGCACACCAUGCACACCAAUCACCCAAUCAUCGGCGUCAACACACGACUGCUCACAUCGACAGACACACAGACACACACACACACAGAGAGAGAGAGAGAGAGAGAGAGAGACGCUGACGGACGAUGAGCUGAGACCCCGAUCGACCCCUCAUCCCCCACACAUACGCACCUGGAAGCGGCACAGCAGUGAUAUUUUGCAAAUGACGAGAGGGAGCUCGUCGUAGUGCAGCGGGGGGAACCUCUUGUCCUAUAGCCACACACACACACACACACACACGGUGUACACAAGCAUCUAACGAACGGAUCUCUCUCUCUUUCUCUCUCUCUUUCUCUUUCUCUCCUUGUCUGUCUGUCUAAGCGUACGCACCUCCCCUCACCUGCAUGCCGCUCUUGAUGGCGUACUCGCCCAUUUUUUCGAUCGGGAUGGGGUCCAAACACCCAAUACAGCCUUGAUUCACGUUUGAUUGAUGCACAUCACAUCACAUCACACAUUCAUCCACACACACACACACUGCUUACGAUUGCACAGUGUGCGUCUGGCUGGCUGGCUGGCUGGCUGUCUUUCUGCAGCAUCGGAUCGGACCCACCCCUCAAUUCGGUCGAUGCGCGAUCGAACGACAAGUGCUCGUGCCUGCACACACACACACACACACACAGAUGGGGUGCUCUGUGUGUAUUGAUGGUGGGUGAGUCGAUGCACGCGUAGCGCUAGGCGGGGCGGGUACCCUCUCCUUUUCUUGCACCAGGUCACGAACAGGGGACACUCAAUCCUGCUCACAUGGCAUGGCGUACACACACACACAGAUGGAUGGAUGGAUGGAUGGUGUGUGUCGUGUAGGUUAGGUGUACCUAGCGUCAACAAACCGUUGCAGGUCCAUUGGGAUGACCGGACCGUUGAGGGGCUCACCCUACACACACAGGCAAACAGACACACAAAGGCAUCCGUCUGUCCAUCUGCGUCUGUCUGUCCAUCUCAUCUGCGUUGCGUACCCAUCUGUCAGAUGAGAGCGCCAGGCUCGGCCGCAUGUCGUGGAUGACCACGUCAAAGCAGUACGCACACAUGUCCUGACUCGCGUCCAACUCGGCGCUCGACAGCCUGCACACCACACACCACACACACGAUCUCUCUCUCUGUUCGUUCGUGUGUUGUGUGGCCAAACAUAAUACCCAAGGAUGGGCGGCGAAGGUGCGCUGGCGGGCGUGAGAUGCGAGAGGGGUGGGGGGGGAGGGGUGGACGCGACUACACCACAGAACAGAACAGACCACCGCACGACAGAUACGUCACACACACAUGAGAGUGUUUGUUGCAGGGGAGGUUUGGUUUGCUCACUGGCUGCCCUUUGGCUGUUGGCAUUGCUGCUGGCGUUGUUGUCGUUGGUGGAGUUGUUGACCGUGACUGUCGUCGGCAUGCUCGUGCUGACAAUGCCGCCCUCAGCAGCAGGACACGAAUCACGGUCUACCAACCUGCCGCGAAGGUUACAUGACCGAGAACACGACAGAGAGCCAAUGGAAUGACACACACACGCGUUCUCUCCAUGCAGAACGACGCGCAACAGCGUCAGUGUGUCCGCACACCACAACGGACCUUCCUAUGUCCCUCUCUCUCUCUCUCUCUCUCUCUCUCCCUCCCUGCCUCUCUGCUGGUUUGGUUUGACUGACCUGACGUUCGAAGGUCGUCUUCUCGCCCGCGAGAAAGGGCCACAGAAGCAGCCCACCGACGGCUUGAUCGUGAGUAGAGCCAACUAACCCAGGAACCAACGUACUUACUGACGAGGGAGAGCUAACACAGGAGGGGUGAGAGGGGGGGCUGAACAGGUGGAAGCGCGAGAAACAACGAGGACGCCAAUCAGCUAGCUAUCCAUUCACCCACCGGCAGCCGCCACUCUCACGGCUGCUGGCUGGCUGACAAGGCGACAUUGGCGCUUUCUUCUUCUUUGUGCGAGCUCAGUUGCGAGCUUUGCAUUUGAAAAAGGAGGGAUUGUUCCAAUGCAAGAGGGGAUGAAAACCAUGAGAAUCGGACAGGAAUGGCUAUCUGGGGGCAUUGAUGUAUGACAUUGUGUGCUUAUGUGUGAUCGGCAAAAAAAAAAGAAACAAUUGGCUGACAUUACAAAUGCACGCCUGCCCCGACAGCGUCGAUGAGGCCCCCGGGCUCGGAUCGCUGGUGUGUGAGAAAGCAACAGAGCUGGCCAU
Vitrella brassicaformis is the source of this 2721-nucleotide messenger RNA. The record is from the annotation of a GenBank genome assembly. NCBI's taxonomy places the organism in Eukaryota, Vitrellaceae.